AUGCAAGAUAAUCAGGGAAGCACGGCUCUUCACAUCGCUGCUUAUUGUAAUCAUCGGAGUGUUAUGUCAAUGAUUAUAAAAUACUAUCCAGAUUGUUCAGAGAUUGUGGACAACAAAGGCUGGAAUGCUCUUCAUUAUGCUGUAAAUGGGUACAGUUACCGUGCAACAGAGAAAAUCUUGCGCAACUUAUCGCUCAGCAACCUUUACAAUGAGAAAGAUUUUGAUGGAAACACACCCCUCCAUCACAUGGCGAGUUCCAGGUGCAGCACUUGGAAAUUAGUACGUCACCGCAGAGUCGACAUACGGGCCAUAAACAAACAAGAUCAAACGGCUCUAGAUGUCGUGUUCGGUCUAGAAGAUUCCGAUAAAGCAAGGGAAAAACAGUUAUUCAUAAGGAUAUUAAAAAGGGAUGGAGCUAAGACAAAUCAGCGACUAGAUCUAAAAUGGAAGGAACCGACGGAAGAGAGUCGCAAGUUAGAGUUUGCUCCGGAAGCAAAGCAAGCACAUCUAAUAGUGGCGACACUCAUUGCAACGGUGAGUUUCGCAGCUGGGUUUACCCUACCCGGAGGUACAAUACCAGAUGGCGAGCAUAAGGGUAGCCCUGUUUUGAGACACAACGCCUCUUUCAAAGCAUUCAUGCUAUCAAACACGAUAUCUCUGGUUCUGUCAGCUUCUGCAGCUUUAAUACACCUUUUCUCGCCACUGAAUAAUGCCGUGUGGACAGAUCAAUAUCUCUCCGCAGUAGCCUUCUCAUUCACUUUGGUUUCAGUAGCAACAAUGAUUGUCGCAUUCGCCACAGGCGCGUAUGCUGUGUUGGGAUCAUCGGCAAUUGGUAAUGCAGUUAUCGUCAUUGCAUUGUCCUACUUCCUUGUCUUCAGGCAUGUGCUAAAAGAGAGAUUCGGAUACAACUUUCGCCUUCAAUUUACAGCAAGUGUAGUGGCGUCGCUGCUGGCUUUUUUCAAUAGACUAAUCAGGUCCAACUUGUACUUUUAA
Messenger RNA from Gastrolobium bilobum, 993 nucleotides. Its product is annotated as ankyrin repeat-containing protein At2g01680-like. Gene Ontology annotation, cellular component: plasma membrane. The coding region runs from base 1 to 993 and encodes 330 amino acids. NCBI's taxonomy places the organism in Eukaryota, Viridiplantae, Streptophyta, Magnoliopsida, Fabales, Fabaceae. Gene Ontology annotation, molecular function: protein phosphatase 1 binding; protein phosphatase regulator activity. The transcript is spliced from 2 exons. The record is from RefSeq and is a predicted model, not a curated record.